AUGCAAGAAGGACAUGGAGUUGUUGGAAUAGGUCCAGAGGAUGGCAACAAAGAUGAUCAGAAGGCAGGAGCACCACUACUACAAGAACAGUCUGAGAGAGCUGGGGCUUGUCAGCCUGGAGAAAAGGAUGGAGAAACUUUGCAGAGAGAUUUUGACAAACUAUUUGGCUGGACAGUCAGCAGCUGCAUAAAAUUUGACAAGAGUAUCUUCAAGAUUCUGUACCUGGGAUGGGACAACCCUGGUUAUAUGUACAGAUUGGAGGAUGAGAAGCUGGAGAGCAGCCCUGAAGAAAAGAAUCUGGAGAUUUUGAAUGAUGGCAAGUUCAGUAUGAGUCAGCAGGUUCCUUCAGAUGUGUUUUUUGUAAAUUCACUGUGGAAAGGAUUUUAUGAAUAUCUAGGAAAAAGACAGCCUGCUACUCUUACUAUUGAUUGGUUCAACACUACAAGCAGCAAAGUGAAUGCCACAUUCACUGAAGCAUCCAGCCUACAACUCAAACUAUCAGGUGUUUACAAGAAGGAAGAAGCCCAUUUGCUACUGAAAAUUUUUCAGAUCAGAGGAUCUAACGACAUUUUCCUAAACAAGUUUGAAAAUGACAACUGGGCGCUAGAUGGUUAUGUGUCAUCGGGGCUUGAAAGAGGUGUUUUUACUUAUCAAGGAGACAUACAUGGAAAAGAUUUCGGAAAAUUUAUGCUCCAAAGACAAGGUCCUUUAAGUGCAGACACAGACCUUUCAAAUCAUUAUUAUGGUACAAACAGCAGUUCUGUUGCAGCUGCCAUCCUGGUACCUUUCUUUGCUCUAAUAUUAUCAGGGUUUGCAUUUUACCUCUACAAACACAGAACAAGACCAAAAGUACAGUACAAUGGGUAUGCUGGACAUGAAAACAGCAAUGGACAGGCUUCAUUUGAAAAUCCUAUGUAUGACACAAACUUAAAACCCACAGAGGCAAAGGCUGUGAGGUUUGAUACAACUCUGAACACAGUUUGUACAGUGGUAUAGCCUUCAGUGCCCAAUAUGACUGAUUCAUAGCCAUACCUCUGAUGGACAAGCAGUAAUUCCUUUGGUGCCAUAUACCAGUUUCCCUUCUUCUCUUGGCUUUGCUGCUGUAAUCUUUAACAUCUUCUGUGAGCCUACAUGCAGCUAAAUUUUCUGGUAAAAAUGUGUCAGUCUUCUGGGGAUCAGAGAAGGAAUAUUUUUUCACCUUAAGUUGGAUUAAAAUGCCUGGCUGCGUCUGCUUCAACUCAAGGCACACUUUAAGGAAGACUGCCAAGUCACAUCAAUUAGUCAUAUUUAAUGCCUCAGACUAUCAUAUUUGUAUGUGGCUGGAUGCCUUUCAAUGCAUUCUUCUGGGCACCUGGAUAAAUCCUUUGAGUACUGUGACAAAUGAUAGCACCACAGAUUUUCCCCAAGAACAGGAAUAUUCUGAAGAAAUAAAGCUCUCUUGAAGGAGAACACAACCUUCCUUGAGGUUGCAUACACCUGCAAAUGCUUUACCAUUGAAAUCUUGCUAAAAGAAACUUACAGUGUAUCUCAUACAUAGGGCACUUUGCCAAUUUCCCAAUCAGCUGUUAUAUUGCAAAAUGUUAAUGCACAAUUUUUUUGCACUAGAGCGUUAUGGAUGACUGAUUAAGAUACUGGUACAAAUAUACAGGGUUUCUACUGUUCAUUGUAUAUAGGCAUUCACUCACUUUUUGCCAAGCAAAACGUUCCACAAUAAAUUUUCUUGAAAUAUUAAAUGAUUAGCCCCAUGCUUAGCACCAGUUAAAAUCUUGUGCAAAAGAGGACAAUGUAUCUUUUGUCAAAGUUUGACUAAAUUUAUUUCUAACCAUGAUUACAAAUCAAUGGACACUUUCAGCCAGAACAAGAGCCCAUUUCUAAGAAAUUUUCGUUGGCAGUAUGAUUGUUUUCUUCUGAAAUCUGUCAUCAAUCACCAAUUGUCAGUGUUAUACUAUUUAACAGCAGGGGGGUUAGCAGCUAUUGCUGCUUGCCAUGUAAAAAUGUGAAUAGUAAUUUAUUUUAGAUAGCUCAUAAAGCCUGUGAGCCAGUGCUCAUAAUACAGUCUUCCCUUUUGCAUUUUUUUUUCAUUCUUUUCCUGUAAUAUGACAUUAUUUUCUCUGUUACAUGGAACUAAAACACAUUAUAGUAGCAUAUGUACACCCAGUGCAAAUUGUCUAUAUCAAACUGUCAUUCAGUUUCUACUUCGAGCAAAGAGAAAUAUUCAGCCAUCUCUUUGCUUUCUGAAUGGUUUUUUGUUUGUUUGUUUGUUUUCCCGAUUUCUAAACACAAUGCUUUUAUUGCUCUUCUACUCAGUUUGACAAAGAAAGUUUAACAUUUCUAAAUAGAAAUGGUUGAGUAAAUCAUUAAUAUUUUCUUGGAAAUUGUAUUGAAUGAAAACAAACAAAAAAAGAUGCCAAUGAGAAAAUUAAUGAAGUAUCAAAAUUAGGAAGUUACAGAAGACAGUGAACUAAAAUUUGAUUUGAUUCCUACAUACUGAGCUCAGAAAAAGGAAGUUGCAUUGCUUUUCUAUUAAAUUCAAGUUUGUGUUUCUUUUUUCUUAAAUUUUCUAAAUUUCAAGGUGUCUUAAUGUCCAGUUGCUCUGUAAAACUGGAGAAAAAUAUUUCUGAACUCCAUAUGUGUGUGGAUCUGGCUGUUACACAAAACAAAAAAGAAGUGUAAGUCUAAUAACUGAUUUUCAGGUAUAGUGCGGGACAGAAACAUUCAAAGAUAACCAGCCCUUGGUCAGUUUAAUGACUCUACAUCUGCUAGAUGAAAAAUACCAGCAAUAUAACACAGUAUUGUAGGGCCUCCAGGUAUUAUAUUCUUCUUAUGAGCAAGAAACACUGAAGUAAAUUUAAUAAAUAAUCCUUUUCAGUCAGUUCCUUGUUCAUUUUUAAUAGUUUUUGGUUUUCUUUUUUGUUUGUUUCUGAAAUAAGUUUCAUUUAUCUGCCAUAUCUCAGAGUCCUUCACCUUUCUUGAGAAAGAACAAAGUAAUAAUCUCAAAGUUGUUGUUGUGAUCUCACCCUAUGUACAGGAAGCUACUCUGCAAAUGAAUAUCUUCCUUAGAAACAGUGGGCCAGGGAGGGAAGCUGCUGUGUGAUUAAAGUUUUUGGCAGGUGUUCAAAAUCAUUGCUACUGCUUUGGAAUUCUUCCUGCAGUGGUUAUGGCAGAAAGGAAAAGAAGGAA
Molecule: messenger RNA, 3180 nt
Organism: Meleagris gallopavo (turkey)
Lineage: Eukaryota; Metazoa; Chordata; Aves; Galliformes; Phasianidae
Source: RefSeq, a predicted model, not a curated record